AUGGUGAUGCCUGGUCUUGGCGUUGCUGUGGUAAUUGUGGUGGUGGUGGUGGUGGUGGUAGCGCUGCGAAUGUCGGCUGAUGAUCGCUCCCGGUGGUCUCCUGUGCAUUCGUCAGUGGGGGCUACCGAUUACCGUGUGAUCGAGCAGGUUCUUGGCUUCUCCUUGAAAAUCGCAAUGGUUUUUUGUUUUGUUGUAGGGUAUGUUGUUAGGUUUCACUACAUUUUUGCAAGAACGGGGCUUUUUUUAUUAAUGAACUACUCACCAUUACGGGGAAGCCUAGUGGCCCAUCUCCUCUAGAU
Molecule: messenger RNA, 299 nt
Organism: Cylicostephanus goldi
Lineage: Eukaryota; Metazoa; Nematoda; Chromadorea; Rhabditida; Strongylidae
Source: the annotation of a GenBank genome assembly